AUGGGCGUCGUGCUUGGAAUUGCAGGUGUGCUAAUCGUUGCUCUGGGAGUUGAAAAUUACAACAAAAGGAAUGUCAGGUCUAAGUUAGGGAGAGGAGGAUUCGGCUCGGUGUUCAAAGGGUGUCUACCAGACGGUACAGUUGUGACCGUAAAAAAAAAGAAGUGUUCAAGACAAGAUGAGAAGAAAUUCCGAGCGGAAAUCAGUUCUCUUGGAAACAUACAACAUGUCAAUUUGGUCAGGCUUCGAGGGUUUUGUGCAGAAGGAUCGAGACGGUUACUGAUUUACGAGUACAAAGGCUCUCUGAAUUCCUUAAUGUUCACCAGCAAUUCCAAAAGUAAACGGGAGGUAGCUGAUCGGAAGACCCGAUUUGAGAUCGCACUAGGCACUGCAAGAGGAUUACUUUAUCUCCACGAAGUAUGCAGAGAUUGCAUCAUUCACUGCGACAUUAAGCCAGAAAACAUUCUGCUGGACAGUAAUUUGUCACCGAAGUUGGCCGAUUUGGGGAUGGCAAAACUUCUGGGUAGAGAUUUUAGCCGUGUGCUGACCACUACGAGAGGAACGAGAGGGUAUCUGGCAGUAGACAGGGAAGAGGUGAGAAGAACAUGUGUUGUAGCGUUGUUAUGCAUUCAAGAAGACGAGGAAGUGAGGCUAGUAUGA
This is a messenger RNA of Cryptomeria japonica (Japanese cedar), 657 nucleotides long. Its product is annotated as G-type lectin S-receptor-like serine/threonine-protein kinase At2g19130. The transcript is spliced from 2 exons. Gene Ontology annotation, biological process: protein phosphorylation. The record is from RefSeq and is a predicted model, not a curated record. Gene Ontology annotation, molecular function: ATP binding; protein kinase activity. Lineage: Eukaryota; Viridiplantae; Streptophyta; Pinopsida; Cupressales; Cupressaceae. Bases 1 to 657 code for a protein of 218 amino acids.